This is a messenger RNA of Lutra lutra (Eurasian river otter), 2858 nucleotides long. RefSeq names its product CEA cell adhesion molecule 18 (gene CEACAM18). The coding region runs from base 102 to 1235 and encodes 377 amino acids. The record is from RefSeq and is a predicted model, not a curated record. Lineage: Eukaryota; Metazoa; Chordata; Mammalia; Carnivora; Mustelidae. The transcript is spliced from 7 exons.
GGGACCAGCAUCUCAGAGCCAGAGACGCAGGUCUGUGAAGAGGCAGAGGAGGCUGCCCAGUCCCUGGACAAACACCUAGCCCAGGAGGACCUGCGUAACCCAUGGACCUUUCCAGACCCAGAUGCAGACUCUGGAGGGAGCUGGUUCUCCUGGCCAGUCUACUGGCUUGGGGGACCCACCAAGCCUCUGGCCAAAUCUACAUCAGCCCAGAGUCACUCUUAGGGUUCAAGGGACUUCGGACCAUCAUUGUCCUCGAGAAUGCCACUGAAGAUGCUCUAGAAUUUAGCUGGCACCGUGGUGCAAAUGACACUGAGGACAAUAUGAUCGUCAGCUACAAACCUCCCUCCAAUUCCUGGCAGACUGGGCCCAUGUACAGAGGCCGGGAGAAUGUGACCACGUUUGGUGACUUGAUGAUUAGGCGAUCUGCAUUAAAUGACACAGGGAACUACACUGUGAGGGUGGACACUGGCAAUGGGACCCAGACAGCAACCGGCUGGCUCGAAAUACAAGAUGUGGAAGGCAAGCCAGACAUCUGGGCCAACGCCACCUCUCUUAUAGAAGACGUGGAUUCUGUGGCUGCCAUUUGCUACACCAAUGCCACCACUGUCAAGUGGUAUGUGGAUUUUACACUGGUGUCCAGCAGUGACCGGAUGACAAUCUCCCCAGACCUCAAGACCCUUGUCAUUCACAGAGUCAGCCGCUAUGACAGAACACUUCACUGCGAGAUAGACAGCAUCCUGGAGAUUCCUCAGAAUAGUAAAAUUAUCUCUCUGACUGUGGCCUAUGGGCCAGACAAUGUGCGGCUGAGUACCAGUCCCAUUACCUCCAAAGGCGUCCUGUCUGCUAAGAUCGGCUCCCAGGUGAUGAUGGAGUGUGAUGCCAUUUCCAAACCCAGUCCCAUGUACCAGUGGGUCCACAAUGGCUCUCUCCUGAGCUUCUCGGAGGCAAGCGUCACUCUCCAAAGUCUGACCUGGGACCAGAUGGGCAAAUACAGAUGCAUCGUGGCGAACCCUGUGACCCAGCUGACCUUGUACAGGGAAUUCCAGAUCCAACUGUCCCGGGACACAACUCCUGUUGUGAACAAAGGUUUCUACAUCUCAGGAGCCAAAGUGGUGUGGCUCAUUGUGUUCACAGUCCUGGGCAGCGUCUACUUCUGUGGAAUCCUGAUUUACGCCUUGAUCAGCCAUUUCUCCACCAGGCAUCCCCGGUUACCCAGUGUCCGCCUUAGAACAUGAGGACAAGACCAAAUGGGCAAGCUUGAUGCCAUGGCACCACCAGAGAAGAUGCAAAGAUGACCAUUGCCAGUGAUGGGGAAACUGAACAACCUAUAAUUGCCCAACAACCAGGAAUGGCUUAAAUGGACACAGUGCAGUUUGCGCUAAUCUGUCAUGGUUAGAAACCACGCUGGAGAAAGGUGCUCACUGAUGCAGGAAAUGCUUACAACUCAUUGUUAGAAAUGUAUAAUGUAAAACUGCACCUGGUAGGACCAUCGUUAUGAAGAGGGGAGAUUAGCUGACUAAAGUUGUAUGUAUACACACACAUAUACUUAUAUAUGUGCAUACAUACACAUGUAUGUGUGCGUAUACACAUAUAUACACCCUUGUACAAAAAUAUGGAAAACAUUAACUAUUAACAGUCUUAUCUCUUAAUUUCCUUCUUUGCACUUUACUAUAUGUUCCAAAGUGUUUUUUUUUCCCCUCACAAAAUGUAUAAACUGUUUUUAUAAUCAGGAAAAAAAAAAACAAACAAUAAAGUUAUGGACCCAGCAAUCUUCACUGUGCCACUCUGCUCUACUAAAACCCAAUAAAGUUAAAACAUUGCCUGCAAGAAGAGCCAGCUAGAGUUUUCAGCACCUCCCGCCCCAUUUCCCCCGCUAACAGCUCGUCCUCAGAUGGGCUGACCAGCACUGUCUUCUGAAUCAACUUCGAGGUGUGCGGGCAGAUUGAAAAUAGGUAUGUGCAUGCUUUUAUGCAUCUCGGUGCCAUUUCUUUAUAUUCUGCCCACGAAUUUCUUUUUUGCAUUGUCUCUGUGGUCACUUACUUAACCACUAGAUCUAUGGAUCAAAAUGCAUAGAUUCACAGAUAUUUCCAAAACCACCUCAUCUGAAUGAAAGAAAACCAAACACAUCCUGAGUUAACCACUGCAUGUACCCAUCAGCAGAGGUGGGCAUUUUACUAUUUCUAUAUCUGAACCUGUAUUUCCCCACCUUACAGUCUUUUUUUUUAAAAUUAAGAUUUUAUUUAUUUAUUUGACAGAGAGAGAAACAGUGAGAGAGGGAACACAAGCAGGGGGAGUGGGAGAGGGAGAAACAGGCUUCCCACUGAGCAAGGAGCCCAACGUAGCAGCUCCAUCCAAGGACCCUCGGAUCAUGACCUGAGUGGAAGGCAGAUGCUUAAGGACUCAGCCCCCCAGGUGCCCCUCCCCACCUUACAGUCUUAAGUAAGACUGUUGAACUUUACCUAAAGCCUUUUCAUUAUUGUUAAAAAAUUUUUAUUAUUUUUUGUCAAAGGUAGAUCUAUAUACAGUAAAAUGCAGAAAUCUUACAUGAAUAAGUCAAUGAGUUUUGACAAAUACAUACACUCAUAUAACUACUAUCUCAAUCAAGAUAUGGGAUGUUUUCUGCAUCCCAGAAAGUGUCCUUGUGCACUAUUUAAGUUAUCCCCCAGCCACACACCCCCAAACAGAGGCAGCUCCUUUUGUUGAAUUUCUUUCCCAAUAGAUUAGUUUAAUCUGUACUUGAACUUCAUCUAAGUGGCAUUAUAGAGUAUAUUCUUUUGUUUCUGGCUUCUUUCACUCAACAUGUUUUUGAAAUUCAUUCAUGUUUUUACAUGGGCCAACUGUUCAUUCUUUUAUUUUGA